AUGCCUCCGUCCAGAGAGCCCCAAGGAGAAUGCGGGAGUCGGGCACUCCCCCAGAACGCGCAGGCGCUCCUCGAAUCGGAUGUUUGGGAGGAAGAGACAGGUCCUGGCAACACAAACCUUAACGUUCGAAUUAUGAACAUGGCAGAAUCGGGCCGUGGUGACAUUGAAGCCGACGACUUGCAGCGUGUCGUCAACUCCAUCGAGGCGAUGCAGGCUGAGAUGGCUACCAAAGGACUGAGCGUCAAGAAACGGCAAGACUUGGCCAGACUGGUGGACAUUCGCAACAAGCAUGAUAUUCACAGUGCAAUCCAGCCAAACACCAGAACUCUGAAAUGGUCCGAAUUCAAGACGCAGGGCAGAGAGCCCACUCUGGAGGAAGCACUUUGCAUGUCUGGCGUUCUGCGUGCUGGAGAGCUCCCUAGCACAAAGCACCUCUUCAGGGGCCCAGGUAUCGUCCGCGACGUGCCCAUCAAGCCCAUCAAAGAAGACGAUCCUUAUUGGGACCCCGAAUGGCUUUCACUCAAUUCGUCGGAAUUCUCCAUCUCAAACUGGAGAGACAAACUGAAAGAUUCAUGGCGUCGUCAAAAGGCAACCGCCGGAACCGCCACCGCCGACGAAAAGGAAAAGUUCAGACUUGAACAACGGCAGUUCAGCUCAGCCAUCAGCGAGAUCAGACUGAUCAGAAAGUGUUUCCUCGAAGGAGUGACCAUUCACCCCAACCAGCUCAUAUCCAAGAAGUUCAUGCCCAAGCAGGGUCUGUGCAAGCGCUGGCUUCUGUAUUCAAUCUGCCUCAAGCUGACACGGCUGCUCGCCAUCCGCCACGACACCGCACCUGGUGCCAUCGGCCUCCACAUGUCACCGAUCGAUUUCAUCCGCUAG
Messenger RNA from Verticillium nonalfalfae, 879 nucleotides. RefSeq lists its product as uncharacterized. The transcript has a single exon. The record is from RefSeq and is a predicted model, not a curated record. NCBI's taxonomy places the organism in Eukaryota, Fungi, Ascomycota, Sordariomycetes, Glomerellales, Plectosphaerellaceae. Bases 1 to 879 code for a protein of 292 amino acids.